GCCAACUUAAAACCUUAGUUUAAAUGUCCUAAUUAAGCCUCAGUGUCCGUUUAUGGGAAACGGUAUCGAAGCAUAUACUGCCGAGGUAGCGCCAUUGGCAAAUUGACUUCAAAUUUUUAAACCUGGUCAGUGUUCUGUUUGAUAUUUUCUUAUUGGUACUUGGUAACUUUGAUUUUUCCGUGAAUGAGAUGAAUAGAAGGAUUAUUCCCUUCUUCUAGGUACUGUGUCCUAAGCCUUGGUUUUAUCUUGGUCUUUGUGGAAUAAAAAGACUGCCGGCUCUGCAGAACAAUUGUGUACCCACCUUGCCAAGAGAUAACGAUAUUCAAAUACCUAUAACUGAAAAAAAAGAAAAGAAAAGAAACUCCUUCCCUAUUUGCUGUGGCUGUUCUUGUGCACUGUGAUGAACACUUGAAUCUGAAGCUUUUUUGAUUGCCAGCUAUGCUCAAGGCCUGUAGAGGGUGUUUAGGCAAUAAUCGAGGCUCUCACAAAGAAUCCAGAAAGAAAAAAGAAUUGGGCAGAGCUUCUUUAUCAUUGGACUUGCAGUUGCAAUCAAAGGACAUCUUUGUCCGGAUAGUUCAUGCUGGUGGGAGGGAGGAGUUGUAUCAAUAUGCAGUUACUGCGUCUCACUUGAUGGAAAAAUAUCCGGGAAUGUGCGUUGCGCGGCCGGAAGUUUUCAGAGAUGCUCAACAGUCCUUUUUAUGGCCAGAUGAGAAUUUGUUGCCUGGAAAUAAAUAUCUCAUUAUUCCAUUUUCUACUGCUCGGAAAUUGAGAAGAACACAAAUGAAGAAGGCAAAAUUCACAGGAAAUGCUGAAGGUAAAGAUGAGACGUCAGAUGUAAAUAUCACUUGGGAUGCCAGUAGAGAUAUUACAGAUGAAUCUAUUUCUUCUGCAAAGGAAUUUUACACCAAAAAAGGUAGAUCGCCAAGAGACUCGAAACGUCCUGUGAGGAGGAUUAUUUGUUCAAGGAGGCCUUUUGUGCCCCCUUUACCGAGGGCAAAAAUUAUUCGCGGACCCGGAUGGGAACCGAGUCUGACCUCUGUACAAGAAGUCUCACCAUGACUAUUUAUCUACCUGAUGACUUGCAGUACUGUGAAUUCUGGUAUGUGGCUCUUCCCAGAAGUGUUUUCUUUCUUGUUCUUUGUUCUGAGCAGUUCCCAAACAGAAAUAGAAAAUUCAGUGUUGUUUGGUUUCAAAAGAAAAGGGACACCACCACAAUAAAUUGAACAGCCUUUUGGUCA
This is a messenger RNA of Jatropha curcas, 1238 nucleotides long. RefSeq lists its product as hypothetical. Lineage: Eukaryota; Viridiplantae; Streptophyta; Magnoliopsida; Malpighiales; Euphorbiaceae. The record is from RefSeq and is a predicted model, not a curated record.